AUGCGCUCCCACUCUGCUUCCGCCUUCGGGCUCCUUACCGGUAUGCUGCUAGCAGCUGCCGGUCCGGCCGCCGCCCGGCCGGAUAUCUAUGCCCGGUCACAACAGAUACGACGACAGAACGCCCAAGACUGCCUGGAGGACCUGGAGGACAUCCUGGACAACGCGCCGACGACGUCCAUGUCAUGGGGCGCCACCGCCUGCGACUACACUUCGACUCUCUCGGGCGCCGAGCUCACGGCCACCUACGCCUCCUUCAGGAACCGCAUGUCCUCCUGGUACACCGAUGACCUCGACGACAUCACCAAGCUCGAGGCCAGCUGCACCCAAUACGCCUCCCUCUUCAGCCAGAUCAGGUACUGCUACGUGACCGGGCCCGUCCCGACCGUAGCCACCUCCACGACGGCAUCGUCAACGGCCGUGACUAGGACGACGACCAGCACGGGCACUGGGGGGGGCGUCUCGACGGCGACGGUGACGACUACGGCGACCCCCGACGGGGGCAGCGGGCUGGACGACGGGGCGAAGGCCGGCCUCGCCAUAGGCAUCAUCAUCGCCGUCCUCCUACUCAUGUUUUUGGGGUACAAGGUGUUCAUGAAGUACCGCGAGAAACGACUGGACGCCGCCGCCGCCGCCGCUGCGGCAGCCACGACAAACGGGAACGUCGGGCCGGAGAUGGGAGGUGCGGCCGCCGCAGGGGCAAUGGGAGCGGCGUCCGGGGGGGCGGCGGCGGCGGCGGCGUUGGCGGCGGCGAAGUCAAGAGACGAAGGCAACUCGGUACACGCAUACAAGUCGGAGCUCGGCGGCCAGUCGCGGCCCAUGUACGAGCUGGACCCGAGCUCGAUAUCGGAGCUCGACCCGGGAGCGGCCGUCGCGGUGCCGAGGACGACCGGCGUACACCGGCACUUCGCCGAGCUCGACCCGACCCAGAUCAGCGAGCUGCCGGCGGACAACUACGACCCGACGCUCAACGCGAACUCGUCUUCCACCUCGUCGCCGCCGCCCGCGUACGUGUCGCCCGUGACGGACACGGGGACCAACGGCACGCUCUACUCGGUCGUCUCGCCCGUGUCGCCCGACUCGGAGGCCGCGCGGUCGCGUCAAGGGCUGGGCAUCUCCACCAUCUCGGAGGCGGAGGGCUCGCCGGGCGCCGACGGCCACGCCGAGGCGACGCCCGCGGGAUGGACGAGCCAGAAUACCGUACAGCAGGGUUUCGGGCGCGGCUGGAUGCCCAAGACGGGAUGA
This is a messenger RNA of Colletotrichum higginsianum IMI 349063, 1242 nucleotides long. RefSeq lists its product as uncharacterized. The transcript has a single exon. NCBI's taxonomy places the organism in Eukaryota, Fungi, Ascomycota, Sordariomycetes, Glomerellales, Glomerellaceae. Bases 1 to 1242 code for a protein of 413 amino acids. The record is from RefSeq and is a predicted model, not a curated record.